Messenger RNA from Cynara cardunculus var. scolymus (artichoke), 1579 nucleotides. RefSeq names its product aldehyde dehydrogenase family 3 member F1-like. Gene Ontology annotation, cellular component: cytoplasm. Gene Ontology annotation, biological process: aldehyde metabolic process. Gene Ontology annotation, molecular function: aldehyde dehydrogenase (NAD+) activity. The record is from RefSeq and is a predicted model, not a curated record. Bases 1 to 1452 code for a protein of 483 amino acids. The transcript has 10 exons. Lineage: Eukaryota; Viridiplantae; Streptophyta; Magnoliopsida; Asterales; Asteraceae.
AUGGAAACCAAUUUGGAAGCAGAUUUCAAGGAAUUGAGGCAAGUUUUCAAUUCCGGAAAAACAAAGGAAUCAUCAUGGAGGAUUUCGCAACUCCAUGGUUUACUGCAUAUCCUUGAAGACAGAGAAGAUGACAUUUCCAUGGCUCUCAAGCAAGAUCUAGGUAAGCAUCAUGUUGAAGCCUAUCGAGACGAGAUUGGAACAGUGGUGAAAUCUGUUAAUUAUGCUCUGAAAAACUUGAAUCAAUGGAUGGCUGGCAAAAAGGCAAGCUUGCCCCUGGCUGCAUUCCCCAGCACAGCAGAGUUGUUACCUGAGCCUUUGGGUGUUGUUCUCAUCAUCUCAUCUUGGAAUUUCCCAUUUGGCUUAUCGUUGGAACCGAUGAUCGGGGCGAUAGCUGCAGGGAAUGCAAUAGUUCUAAAGCCUUCGGAGCUAGCUCCUUCGUGUUCUUCAUUUCUUGCUGAAACAAUUCGUGAUUACCUUGAUAAUUCUGCGAUUAAGGUUAUUGAAGGUGGAUCGGCUACAGGGGAAAGACUCCUUGAACACAAAUUCGACAAAAUUUUCUUCACAGGGAGUACACGAGUGGGUAGAAGUGUGAUGGCAGCUGCUGCACAGCAUUUAACCCCAGUGACAUUGGAAUUGGGUGGAAAAUGCCCAGCUGUGGUUGAUUCCUUGUCUGUUUCUGGGGACGCUAACGUGGCGGCAAAAAGAAUUGUUUGGGGUAAAUUUGGAGCGUGUGCCGGACAAGCUUGUAUCGGAAUUGAUUAUAUUCUUACAGAAAAAAAAUACGCAUCAAAUCUGGUGGAACUAUUGAAAAAAUAUGUCACACAAUUUUAUGGAGAUGGUCCAAAAGGAUCUCAUAGCAUGUCCAACAUAAUCAACAAGAAGCAUUUCUCAAGAUUGAAGAGUCUCUUAGAUGAACCCAGGGUCAAAUCUUCAAUCGUUCAUGGUGGUUUGUUGGAUGAAGAGAGCUUGUUCAUUUGGCCGACAAUAUUGGUUGAUCCUCCGCUUGAUGCUGCAAUUAUGACGGAAGAAAUCUUUGGUCCUUUGCUUCCUGUUAUCACGUUGGAAAGAAUUGAAGAGAGUAUUGAGUUCAUAAGGGCACGGCCAAAGCCCCUUGCCCUGUAUGCCUUUACGAAAAAUGGAAAUUUCCAAAAAGGAUUGAUAUCCGAGACAUCAUCGGGAAGUGUUAUGUUCAAUGAUGUCAUCCUUCAAUAUGCAGUGGAUACGCUACCGUUUGGUGGUGUAGGUGAAAGCGGGUUCGGAAGAUACCAUGGGAAAUAUUCGUUUGAAAAUUUCAGCCACGAAAAGGUGGUGUUAACAAGGAGCUUUUUUAUUGAUUUCUGGUUCAGAUAUCCUCCGUGGGACGAUAAAAAGUUACAGCUAAUUAAGUCUGGUCUUAGAUUUGAUUAUCUGGGAUUUCUUCUCAUUGCAUUAGGUUUGAAAAGCAAGGCUUGAUCAAGUAUGAAUAUGGUCAUUCAAAUAUCAUGAUCUGUUUUUCUAGUUUGCGACUACUCGUUUUUGUUUGUCAUAAAAAUGGGCCUCUAUAUGUCUUGGUGUUAAAAAGAUGGCUAUUUGGACUAUU